Messenger RNA from Lagenorhynchus albirostris (white-beaked dolphin), 1794 nucleotides. RefSeq names its product ETS variant transcription factor 3 (gene ETV3). NCBI's taxonomy places the organism in Eukaryota, Metazoa, Chordata, Mammalia, Artiodactyla, Delphinidae. The coding region runs from base 192 to 1727 and encodes 511 amino acids. The transcript has 5 exons. The record is from RefSeq and is a predicted model, not a curated record. Gene Ontology annotation, biological process: cell differentiation; regulation of transcription by RNA polymerase II. Gene Ontology annotation, molecular function: sequence-specific DNA binding; DNA-binding transcription factor activity, RNA polymerase II-specific. Gene Ontology annotation, cellular component: nucleus.
GUGCGGCGCGGCGCGGCUGCGAGACCGGCAGGAGGGCACCGCCCCCUCCCCCGCCCUCUCCGCUGAGGAUGGAAGUGACGAAAGCAGCCGAGGAGGUCACUUCCUGCUGGGGUGGAUGAGGAGGAGCCGGAGACGCCGCGGAGGAGACCGGACCGAAGACGGACCGUGCGGGGGAGAGCAGGAGGGUGAAAAUGAAAGCAGGCUGUAGCAUCGUGGAAAAGCCAGAAGGAGGUGGAGGGUAUCAGUUUCCUGACUGGGCCUAUAAAACAGAGUCGUCCCCGGGCUCCCGGCAGAUCCAGCUAUGGCACUUCAUCCUGGAGCUGCUGCAGAAGGAGGAGUUCCGCCAUGUCAUCGCCUGGCAGCAGGGAGAGUACGGGGAGUUUGUCAUCAAGGAUCCAGACGAGGUGGCCCGCCUCUGGGGCCGCAGGAAGUGCAAACCACAGAUGAAUUAUGACAAGCUGAGCCGGGCCCUGAGAUACUAUUACAACAAGAGGAUCCUUCAUAAAACAAAAGGGAAAAGGUUUACUUAUAAAUUUAACUUCAACAAGCUGGUGAUGCCCAACUACCCAUUCAUCAACAUACGGUCAAGUGGUGUGGUUCCCCAGAGUGCGCCACCAGUGCCAACAGCCUCUUCCCGCUUCCACUUCCCACCUCUGGACACCCAUUCUCCAACUAGUGAUGUGCAGCCAGGGCGGUUCUCUGCUAGCUCCCUAACUGCUUCUGGCCAGGAGUCAAGCACUGGCACUGAUAGAAAGGUGGAGCUUUCGGAGCUGGAGGAUGGCUCGGCCGCUGACUGGCGCCGGGGUGUGGAUCUCAUGUCCUCCCGAAAUGCUGUCGGCGGAGGGAUUGGCCAUCAGAAGCGCAAACCUGACAUCAUGCUUCCCCUGUUCUCUAGGCCAGGGAUGUACCCUGACCCCCAUAGUCCCUUCGCCAUCUCUCCCAUCCCCGGCCGUGGAGGCCUCCUGAAUGUCCCCAUUUCACCAGCCCUCUCCCUGACUCCCACCAUCUUCUCCUAUAGCCCGUCGCCAGGCCUGAGCCCCUUCACCAGCAGCAGUUGCUUCUCCUUCAACCCUGAGGAAAUGAAACACUACCUUCAUUCUCAAGCCUGUUCUGUGUUCAACUACCAUCUGAGUCCGCGGACAUUUCCUCGUUACCCAGGGCUCAUGGUUCCACCGCUGCAGUGCCAGAUGCAUCCUGAGGAGUCAACCCAGUUUUCCAUCAAGCUGCAGCCCCCACCUGUCGGGCGGAAGAACCGGGAGAGGGUGGAGAGCAGCGAGGAGGCAGCGCCUGUCACUGUUCCCACGCUGGCUCCUGUCCCCCCGAGAAUUAAGGUGGAACCAGCCUCUGAGAAGGAUCCUGAGAGUCUCAGGCAGUCGGCACGAGAAAAGGAGGAGCGCUGUCAAGAAGAGGGCAGUGUGCCAAGCAGGACCACAGAAGAGGAAAAAGGCACCAUCUUUGCCCGCCCGGCUGCACCGCCUGUCUGGCCCUCUGUACCCGUUAGCACCCCAAGUGAAGAACCCCUAGAGGUGACUGAAGACAGUGAGGACAGGCCUGGCAAAGAGCCCGGUGCACCUGAGAAGAAAGAAGAUGCCCUGAUGCCCCCCAAGCUUCGGUUGAAGCGGCGCUGGAAUGAUGACCCUGAAGCCCGGGAGCUGAGUAAGAAUGGCAAGUUCCUCUGGAAUGGGUCAGGACCCCGGGGCUUGGCAACGGCUGCUGCUGACGCUUAGAACUGGAAGCUGCUUGGGAGCUGUUUAUACUAUAAUCAAACACAUACAUGUAUUUAUGUAGCAAGAU